AUGCGACUUUUGAAGUUCGACGAUCAUGGUGAGCUCAGCCUGACCAAAGACUUGAUCGACAAUAUUCCACGCUACGCGAUCCUCUCCCAUACAUGGGGAGCAGAUGACGAAGAAGUGACCUUCAACGAUCUAAAAUAUGGAUCUAGCCAGCGCAAGGCCGGCUAUGAAAAGAUCCACUUCUGUGGAGAACAAGCUCAGAAAGACGGGCUACAGUACUUCUGGGUGGACACAUGUUGUAUCGAUAAAGCCAAUCAUGCCGAACUCGCUGAAGCUAUUGUCUCGAUGUAUCGCUGGUACCGCGACGCAGAAAAAUGCUAUGUAUACCUCGCAGACGUUUCGGUGGAGGUUGUUGACAAGAACAGCCAGCCCCAGCGGACAUGGGAGGCAGAUUUUCGGAGAAGCCGGUGGUUCACACGCGGAUGGACGCUUCAAGAACUUCUUGCUCCGAAGACAGUGGAGUUCUUCUCGCGAGAACGAAAGUGGCUUGGUGAUAAACAUACCCUCGAGCGCUUGAUCCACGAGACGACCGAGAUCCCUCUCACAGCACUCCGCGGCGUCCCUUUGCUUACGUUCAGCGUGGAGGAGCGGAUGCGAUGGGCUGCGAAACGGGACACCAAGAGAAAGGAAGACAAGGCAUACUGCCUACUGGGGAUUUUUAACGUGUUCAUGCCUCCGAUCUACGGUGAAGGAGACCAUGCAUUCAUUCGACUCCAAAGCGAGAUCGACAAGCUCUCAGGGGCGCAGGUCGACUCGAACAAGGUUUCCGAUGUUCGACAUGCUCGGCCGAUCUGGUAUAUCCCCUUUAGCCAGACGUCAGAAUUUGUUGGACGCACAUGUCAGCUUCGACGUCUUAAGCGAAAGAUUGAGGAACUCGGCAGCAGCCAAAUCGUGUCCAUCCUCGGUUUAGGAGGCGUGGGCAAAAGUCGUUUAGCGUUGGAGCUAGUCUACCAAAUCCGUUCAGAACACCCACAGUACUCGCACUUCUGGAUCGAGGCGACAGAUCGGUUAACGUUUGAAAGGGAUCUGCUUGAAAUCGGGAAGAAGCUUGGAAUUCCAGGGAUUGAAGAUGCCAAGGCCGACGUCAAAACGCUGGUUAAGCAAUGGCUCAACCAUCCAGAGGAAAGAUGGCUCUUGAUCCUCGAUAACGCUGACGAUGAGGCAUUAUGGGGAAGGAGAUCCGAUCCCACCGAUGGGAAGUCCACAGCCGCAGAGUGGUUACCAACACUAACUAAUGGCACCAUCAUCAUCACCACCCGAUCACGACGUGUGGCUAGCCAUCUCGCCGGGAAAGAGGUGAUUGAAUUGACGGCGAUGUCACCGGAGGAAGCGAGGACCAUGUUCAAGAAUGCUUUGGAGAAACCAGAGAUUGCCGCAGACGAGAACGAAACGACCAUCCUGCUCGACAAGCUGACUUACCUCCCACUGGCUAUCUUCCAGGCUGCCUCUUACAUGAACAUGACCCAAGAGCCUUUGGCAACUUACCUAGAACUCAUGGACAAACCCGAAGAAGAAGUGGUCGAGUUACUGAGUGAAGAUUUUGGCGAUCGAUCUCGAUAUUCUAGUGCCCAUAAUCCGGUCGCCACCACCUGGCUUAUCUCGUUCAAUCGAAUUCGCGAAUACCACCCAUUAGCUGCACAGUUUCUCAGCUCGAUGGCUUGCCUUCGUGAAAAAAGUAUUCCAGAGUCUCUGCUGCCGGAAGUCGACUCCAGGAAAGAUGCUAUUGGUGCCCUUGCCACGCUGAAGGGAUACUCCUUUGUGACGAGGCAGACAGGGAACGACGGUCGGAUAAACCAUGAAGCGUUGUAUGACAUGCAUCGACUGGUCUAUCUUGCUGCACGAAGUUGGCUAAGGAAACAAGGUAAACUUCGUGAUUGGCAGAAGGCCUGCAUUAUACGACUCGCCGAGCUAUUCCCUCAGAGAGACUAUCAGUACAAAAAUGUUUGGACGGCUUAUCUACCACACGCUCAGAGACUCUGUGAAGAAAGCGAGACUGAGGAUUUUCCUAAGCGGUACCGGCUCCUCGAAAAGAUGGGUCUAUGUCUCAUUGCCGAUGGGAAGUUCGGUGAAGCCGUGGACGCCCAUCGCGCAGUAGUGCACUGGAGGGAGAAGAAGUUGGGAAUUUCCGAUGAGGAGACAUUGCGCGCCUAUAAUAAUCUUGGGGAGGCAUUGAACUGGAAGGGUGAUCACCAUGUGGCGGAGAAGUACCUUCAAAAGGCUCUUCAGCUACAGGAAAUCCUUGGGCCGGAGCAUCCCGACACGCUGACUAAUAUAGAUAACCUAGCGUCGACGUACUGGAAUCAAGGCCGAUGGAAGGAGGCAGAGGAGCUGGAGGUGCAAGUGAUGGAAACGAGCACGAGAGUGCUCGGGGCGGAACAUCCCGACACGCUGACUAGUAUAGGUAACCUAGCGUCGAUGUACCGGGAUCAAGGCCGAUGGAAGGAGGCGGAGGAGCUGGAGGUGCAAGUGAUGGAAACGAGGACGAGAGUGCUCGGGGCGGAGCAUCCCAACACGCUGACUAGUAUAGCUAACCUAGCGUCGACAUACUGGGGUCAAGGCCGAUGGAAGGAGGCGGAGGAGCUGGAGGUGCAAGUGAUGAAAACGAGGACGAGAGUGCUCGGGGCGGAGCAUCCCUAUACGCUGACCAGUAUAGCUAACCUAGCGUCGACGUACCGGGAUCAAGGCCGAUGGAGGGAGGCGGAGGAGCUGGAGGUGCAAGUGAUGGAAACGAGGACGAGAGUACUCGGGGCGGAGCAUCCCGACACGCUAAUUAGUAUAGGUAACCUAGCGUUAACGUACCAGUAUCAAGGCCGAUGGAAGGAGGCGGAGGAGCUGGGGAUGCAAGUGAUGGAAACGAGGACGAGAGUGCUCGGGGCGGAGCAUCCCCACACGCUGAACAGCAUGGCUAACCUGGCGCACACGCUCAAAAACCAGAAUCGCGGUGACGAAGCUACAUGGUUGAUGGCUUCCUGCGUGGAAAUAAGGCAAAGGGUCCUCGGCGCUUCGCACCCCCACACCCAAAGCGCAGAGCAGACGUUGAGGGCAUGGCUCAGUGCGGACGAUGACACGGACUCAACAGAUCCAGAGGCCCAGAGUGUCGACGACCCCUGGAUGAUGCCAGGAGCCUGGGUUGAAUGA
Molecule: messenger RNA, 3135 nt
Organism: Fonsecaea erecta
Lineage: Eukaryota; Fungi; Ascomycota; Eurotiomycetes; Chaetothyriales; Herpotrichiellaceae
Exons: 1
Coding region: 1-3135 (1044 amino acids)
Molecular function (GO): protein binding; ADP binding
Source: RefSeq, a predicted model, not a curated record